GUCAUAUAUGUUUGACGUCCUUACGUUUUAAAUCAUUCAAUUUAUGUGAGGAAGUCGUGUCGUGUUUUGCGGUUUAUUUACCCGUUUUAAAUAUUUAUGAGACGAUUUAUUAAAUAUUUUUGCAAUACGAAUUUGCAGUAAAAUAAUGUGUGUAUGAUUUGUCGAAGGCUAGUGUAGUUGAAGUGUUAAAAACAAGUAAAAAGUGGGCAUAAAUUGGAAAUUUUAAUCGUGUUGGAUUCUUGAGUAGGUAGAUACAAUUUCAAGGAUCAGUUUUUGUAGUACAUUUUGCAUGUGUAAAAUCUAUGGCGUCGUUAUCGUUGCCCCGAGUGCUUCAAUUGAAGAAGAACAGCUUGGAUGCCGAGCGGGAGCAGUUCGAAAAGUUUCAGCAUCACACCCCCGCACGUAACUAAUGCAUGCCGCUGAUUGUCCCGUCGCAGAGUACUAACACGUUACCAUGGCGACGCCGCACGAUAAACGCUUCUAUCAGCUGACAUUAGCUAUACAGAAGGCGAUCAAUGCUAUAGAGACGCCGGUGAAAGAGAAACAUGUCCGCAGCACGAUCAUCGGCACCUUCCAGGAGCAGAGCGCGGUCACUUACUGGAUGGUGGCCAUCCGCCAACCGCUGCAAGAGAACCGCAUCGUGGCAUGGAAGUUCUGCCACGUGACGCACAAGCUGCUGCGCGAGGGGCACCCGGCCUGCCUAGACGACUCGCAGCGGCAUAUCGGCAUGAUAGAAAACCUCGGGAAACUAUGGGUCCACCUGCGCGAAGGCUACGGCAAGCUGGUCCACCUGUAUUGCAACCUGCUGGUGUGCAAGCUGAAGUUCCACGCGCGCAACCCUCGCUUCCCGGGCAACAUGCUACUCACAGCAGACGAGCUUGACGCUAUCGCCGAGAACGAUGUGAAUAAUUAUUUCCAAUUGUGUGUGGAGUUAUUUGAUUACAUGGAUGAGAUUCUUAAUUUGCAAGCCGCAGUGUUCGACAGCCUCGGCAACGCGCGCGCCAACUCCAUGACGGCGAGCGGGCAGUGCCGCCUCGCCGCGCUCAUCCCGUGCGCGCAGGACGCGUCGCAGCUGUACGACUGCAACGUGCGCCUGCUGUUCCGUCUGCACGCCGCGCUGCCGCCCGACACGCUCGCCGGACACAGAGAGCGGUUUCGACAGCAGUUUAGAAAAUUGAGUUCAUUCUACAAGCACGCGAGCAGUCUGCAGUACUACAGAAAUCUGCUGACGUUGCCUGUGUUGCCGUCGAACCCUCCAAACUUCUUGUUACAGAGUGACUUCGGCACAUACGUGACGCCUGUGGUGUCGAUCCCGGAGCAGCCCCCCGACGAGGUCGACACAGUCGGCUCACUCAUCGACACGUCAGACACACUUAGCCAGAGCACAUUCGAUCACUUUGAAGAUUUAGACACCCGACCCACGCCUUCCCCGCAGCCUGAUCCCAUCGUCGAACGCGAUCGUCUUAUAGAUCAUUUACAGAAUGAGCUAAAAAGAAUGAGGACUGAAGUAGCACAGUUGGUUCAGGAACGAAAUUCAAUGCUGGGGUCUAUGAGAGAGCAUUGCAAUAGACUGGAGACGCAAUUACAAUCAGCUAAGACUGAAUUAGAAGAGGAAAGACAGAAGGCCGAAAUGUUAUCGGUACAGACGCCAGAAAUCAAAAAAAAACUCACAGAAACGGAAGAGAAAGCCAAAGUGACAGAUGAAAAAUUCCAAAAAUUAAAAGGAGCUUACACACAGCUAAGAGAAGAACACAUCACCUUAAUAAGACAAAAAGCAGAAGUUGACAAAUUAUCUGCAAACUUAAGAGCGGCGGCAGCGCAACACGAAAGUGCAAAAACAGCUCUGCAGCAACAAUUACAUGACAAAAUGAAAGAUGUCGAAUUGCUACAGCAAAGUGCUUCUUCUAGCGAAGAGAUAGAAGCGUAUAAAUCAGAAAUAUCAAAUCUACGCGCGGAUUUAGAACAGUCUCGACAAACAGAGGUUGAACUGCAAACUCUCAAGGCUUCAAUGGAAGCAUUAGAAAUAGAACACAAAACUGCUAAAACGGAGCAAGUGGAAAAAUUAACAACUGUGUCUAACGAGUUAAAAGAAGCUAAGGAACUUUUAGAAAAAAUUAAACAAGAGAAAGAAGAACAACAAUUGGAAUUGACUAGAGUUAAGGAGGAAUUAGUAGGUCUUAGGCAGAAGAGUGGAGAUGAUUACAAGAAAGCGGUUGAGGAAAAGGAAGAGGCAUUGAAACGUGUCGCAAACUUGACUGAAGAACAUACAAAAGAAAAAGAGGAACUAACACAAUGGACCCGCGAGAGCGUAGAUAAAUUGAAAAUCGAGCUAGAAAACUUACAACAAACACUAACAGAAACCGAAACUAACCAUAUAACUCAUUGUGAUAACCUUCACCGAGAGGUAACUAAUAAAAACCAAGAAUUUGAAGAGAUCCUUCGUAAAAAGGACAUUGAAGUAAAGACAGCACUUGAUCAACUCGCAGGACUACAGACUGAAUAUGAAAAAUGUAAAGAAAGCUACGAAACACAAAUUAAAGACAAAGAUUCAACGAUAGAAAAAUUAGAAGAGGAAAUAGCGGACUUCAUAAAUAUAAAUGAAAUGCUAACAGCAGAUCUAGGAUCAGAAAGGGAUAAUAUUGAGCAAAAUCUGAAAGAUAAAAUACUAGAAGUAGCAAAACUGGAGAGAAAAGUUGUGGAGAUAGAAAAUAUAAAAAAUGAAGAGAUAGCACAGCUAAAAAAAGCUCUACAGACAGAAGUCGCAGAAAAAAAUGAGAAAUUAAAUGAACUUAAUACUAUACUUGAGGAUAAAAAUGUUUUCAUAAAUAAUCAAAAAUCUCAAUACGAGCAAUUAUUAGAAAACAUAUCACAAUUAGAUGCUUCUAUUAAUGAGAGAAAUAUACAAAUUGAAACUCUAAAUUCAAAAUUAAAUGACGCACAAAAGAAUUUAGAUGACCAGAUAAGACAGUACGAAGACAAAUUAAAAGAAAGUCAUUAUGAAAUAAAAGUACUAAAUGAUAAAUUGCAAAAUGUAACUGAAUGCAAAGAUGAAAUUAUUAGUAAUUUAAAAGGAAUAGUGUCUGAAAAGGAUGAACAAGUUAUAACUCUUAAUAUUGAGGCAACUAAACUUGCCAAAGAUGUUGCCAGACUUACAGAAGAACUCACUGAAGCGCAGGCGGAACUAGAAAUAGGCAAAAAUGAAUUCAUAACACUCAGAGAAGAACACGACGACAUUGUUGAGAUAAAUGUUAGCAAUAUUACUAUGAAAAAUAAAGAAUUGAGAAGUCUGCAUGAACAGAUUCAGGAUCUAGGCGAUCGAAGAAAUACUUUAGAAAAAGAAAGAGAAAAAUUAAUACAAGAAUUUUCUGUAGAGAAGCAGGUAUUUGAAAAUAAGAUUCUAGAAGUUGAAUCCGCACACUCAAAGUUGUAUUCCGAUUUUGAAAAUUAUAAAAACGAGCAAGAGUUGAUGACUUCACAAUUGAAUACUCAAUUAGAGUCAUUGACAAUGGAUUACGAGCAAUUAAAACUAGAAAAAGAAACAGAGGUAAAAGCUCUGCAAAAUACAAUAGAAACGUUGGAGGCGAACAGUUCUGAGAAAAUGUCUGAAAAAGACUGCACCAUUAUAGAAGCACACAAAACUAUAGAUCUGUUGAAAGCUGAAAUAAACGAGUUGAAACAAGUAAAAGCAACAGAAAUACAGGAAUUUGCAAAUAUCACAUCAGAGAGAGACAGAGAGAAGCAGUUAAUGGAAAGUAGAUUUGAGCGGGCAGAAGAGAAGCGUUUGAAUGCGGAGUCUGAAUUGCAGGACUUGUUGCAACACAACUCGGUACUUGAAGCCGAUCUGGUUGAUGUUAAGAGACAACUGCUUGAGGCGCAAGAGCAGCUUGAGAAACAAAGGCUAGCCAUAGUGUCAUGCGCAAGCGACGCAGCGUUAGAAAUAAUGAAUGAGGCGCUCGCGGCGCUUGAGCGCUCGAAUGCUCAGGAAACUAACAAAGCAGCGGCUAAGCUCGCCGCUACCAGUCUGAAGGGACUGUCUAGACACACUGAGGUAAAAGGUAACGAAGAGAGUAUAGCGAAGGCGACGAUAUUCGUGGCACACAGUACGGCUCAGCUCUCUGCGUACGUCACCGAAGUGUCGCACAUAUCCACCGAUAUAGAACUGUCCGACAAGCUGAACAACGAAUGCAGAUCGAUGUUGAAUUCAACAAAGCAAUGCUUGGAGUCCGUUCGCGGCGGCAGCGUGCAGACGGCGCAGUGCGGCGAGGCGAGCGCGCUGGUGGCGGACGUGUCGCGCGCCGCGUGCGCCGCCGACCGCCUCGCCGCCGGCGCGCGCAGCGUCGACGACGAGCUCGCCGACAUGGACGCCGCCAUAGAGGACGCCGCCGAGCAGAUUGAGGAGUUGCUGGCGGCGAGUCGCGCGGGUGACUCCGGCGUAAAGCUGGAAGUGAACAGCAAGAUCUUGGACGCGUGCACGACGCUGAUGGGCGCGGUGAAGGUGCUGGUGCAGGACGCGCGCAAGCUGCAGAACGAGCUCGGCGACCCCCACACCAGGCAGAAGAUGUACCGCAAGAACCCGCAGUGGUCCGAGGGGCUCAUCUCCGCUGCCAAGGCGGUGGUGUUCGCCGCCAAGCUGCUUGUCACGUCCGCGGACGAGGCGGUGGGCGCGGCGGGUCGCGUGGAGGGCGUGUCGGCGGCGGCGCACGAGGUGGCGGGCUCCACGGCGCAGCUGGUGGCGGCGUCCCGCGCCCGCGCGCCGCCGCAGACGCCGGCCCUGGCGCGCCUCACGCAGGCGUCGCGCGACGUGGCGGCCGCCACCGGCGCCGUGGUGGCCGCCGUGCGCGCCGGCUCCGCGCUGGUGCGCGACCACGACGCGCUGGACACGUCGGCGCUGACGCUGACGGCGACGCGGCGGCUGGAGAUGGAGAGCAAGGUGCGGUCGCUGGAGCUGGAGAGCGCGCUGGACGCCGAGCGCGCGCGCCUCGCCGCGCUCAGGAAGCGACACUACCAGCUCGCGCAGCAGGAGGAGAAUGGGAACAUGACAAAUGGAAAACAAUAAUUAUGGAACAGGAAAGCCAAGGACUAGAUAGGUUUUUACUUUUUUACCGUUUUCCAUAGCGAUCCUUGAUAUGGUGAAAGUACUGGUUUUGAAUAACAGUAGACGAAUAUACAAUUUUAUAAACGUAUAUGUACAACGAAUUGUAUUGUUGCGCGCUCAAUUUUUUAAGGGACACGAUGUUAUGUCUUCCUGUUAGCUUUGAGACGGCUCAGUACAAUAGAUAAAUUCAUAUACAAAAUAAUCAUGGCAUUAUAAUUAAGACGAGGACAUAACGACUGGAGUAGCAGUCCAAGCUUCAAUUGCGAAUUUAGAUAUAGUUUCUUUGCAGCCGAUUACAAUAAACGUUCCCAAACGCUAACGACAGCUGAAAUUAACCAAUCAGAAUUAACUUUAUUAGAUAUUAAAAUAAACUAUUGCGGAUUUUAUCACGGGGUGUUGUGUUUAAGGUGUUGAUAAUCCGAAAAGUUAAAGUUACAAUAUCUACUUACAUUUUUACAAUUAUAUAUAUGUUUUUAUUUAGCCGGUCUUCUAAGUUCCGGCUGCCAAACUUCAAGACACUAUGAGCUCAUUCUGCGUAGUUCGGAACGACAACAGUUAAAUUUAAAAAACAAAAUUGUAUAAUGUAGGUAGAUAUUGUCUUCGCGUUAACAUAAGAAAUCAUUAUUUGACAUGUUUUGCAGACUACUUAUUCUGAUUGGUUUAUUUUUUCCAUUGAUCCUAAGUUACGGAUGGGAAGCAUUUAUUAAAAUAGACCAUUACAUCGAAUUAGUGUCUGAGGUCAUAUAUGUGAUAGCGUUUAACUCUUAAACGUAGAGAAUAACACCAAUUAGAGGAACAGAUAGCAAAAUGAAAAUUAUAAAUAGUCUUUCGUCUCAGAGGCGAGUCAUGAUAAGGUAUUGGAAAGUAGAAUUAGAAUAGAGUCGCGUGAAGUAAGAUAUCCACUUGUGAAAUUUAUGGAAUUAAUUAAAAUACUAUUGUAUCAAUAUACGCGUUAGGUAUAGCCCUAAAUUGUAGUUUAAGGUACAUGUCACAGAAUAAUAAAAUAUGUUAUUAAUCAAUAUUUUAAUUAAUUAUCCUUUGUAUCUUUCCUCUAAAUUGAGCCAAAAAGUAUGCCAGGCUAACAAACUUAAAAUGAGAAAAAAAAAGAUGUCAUAAAGAAUAAGGCCCUUCGUUGAAAUUUGUUUAGAUAUGACAUCUGUUUAUACUUUAGUGUUUAAGUAUUGUGAAUACCGUUUCUGUACACGCAUUAAAACUAUCAGUACAGAUCAUGUGUAUCAUGUAUGAAAGAACUAAGCUUUAAGCGAAUGAGACUAAGAUAAGUGACAGUGAAUUGUUUACGUACCUACCUUUAUGUAUAGAGAUAUUUUAUAUCAUGGAUUUUUUUGUAAAAUGUUUGUAACUUUAUAAUUUAGCGUGUUUCUGACACUGGCUAGCUAAUUGAGAAGACUAAUUGCUAUUAAUGGCAGUAAUGAAAAUAAUAAUUUGACGUCAAAAAGGAGCGUAUGUUAUAAGCAUUUUAUAUUAUAGUAACCAUUUAAGUAAUAACGUGUGAUUAUUAUAUCCAAAUGAAUAAAUAGUAGUGUUAAUAACCUGCCUCAUUAUUAACGUACAGGCACAUCACAAAUGUUAUACUUAUUUCCGUUAUGAAUCAUUUGUAUUAUUUAUUAAUUUGACGUUUCCUAAUAAAAUGUCUAUAAACAAUUUAA
This is a messenger RNA of Manduca sexta (tobacco hornworm), 6762 nucleotides long. It is a transcript of the gene Hip1, whose product is annotated as huntingtin-interacting protein 1. NCBI's taxonomy places the organism in Eukaryota, Metazoa, Arthropoda, Insecta, Lepidoptera, Sphingidae. Gene Ontology annotation, molecular function: phosphatidylinositol-3,5-bisphosphate binding; actin filament binding; clathrin light chain binding. The transcript has 24 exons. Bases 455 to 5056 code for a protein of 1533 amino acids. Gene Ontology annotation, cellular component: clathrin-coated vesicle; actin cortical patch. Gene Ontology annotation, biological process: actin filament organization; endocytosis; clathrin coat assembly. The record is from RefSeq and is a predicted model, not a curated record.